Oenanthe melanoleuca is the source of this 1310-nucleotide messenger RNA. Its product is annotated as uridylate-specific endoribonuclease C-like. Bases 1 to 987 code for a protein of 328 amino acids. The record is from RefSeq and is a predicted model, not a curated record. NCBI's taxonomy places the organism in Eukaryota, Metazoa, Chordata, Aves, Passeriformes, Muscicapidae. Gene Ontology annotation, molecular function: RNA endonuclease activity. The transcript is spliced from 6 exons.
AUGGCGCUGUGGCUGCUGUGGCUGCUGCUGGUGACCGGGGGGGGCAGCGGGGGGGUCCCCCCUGUUCCCCGUGUCCCCCGGGCGGCACCGGAGCCCAGGGCGGUAGCGGAGACCCCCCAGGAGGUACCGGGGUCUCUCCAGGAGGUACCGGAGCCCCCCCAGGCGGUACCGGAGCCCCCCCGGGCGGUGCCGGGGUCCCCCCGGGCCGUGUCGGACGCGGAGCUCCGGGAGUUCUCGGAGCAGCUCCUCGCCGCCGAUUCGAACCGCGCUGGGCCGGGGCAGCUGCAGCUGAACCUGGAGGGUUCGGGCAGCGGGACCUCGAGGCUGUUUUCCUACGUGUCCCCGGAGCUGCUGGCCCGUCCCACCUUCUCGGGGCUGCUGGCGCUGCUGGAUAACUACGAGCCGCGCACGGGCCGGGACGAGGCGGAGUCGGCGGAGGAGCGGCGGGAGCAGCGGCGGUUCCUGGCGGCCGCGCUGGACACGCCGGUCGGGGCUCUGCUCGAGCGCUUCGUCCUCAGCAAGGGGCUGUACCCCUCUGCCGAGGCGUUCCGGGCCGAUCUCCACUCCAUGUGGUUCGGGCUCUACUCUCGCUCCAGUGGCAAAGCUCUGGACUCCUCUGGCUUCGAGCACGUGUUCCACGGGGAGGUGAAGAAGGGCUCGGUGUCGGGAUGUCACAACUGGGUGCAGCUGCAGGCGCUGGAGCGAGCGGGGAGACUGGAAUACCUGGGCUACAGCUGGGACGGGCCCUGGACAUCCUUCCCGGACGUGCUGUCGCUGCAGUUCCGCUGGGACGGGUACUCCAAACCUCGGGGGUCGCUCCUGGUGGGCUCCAGCCCCGAGUUCGACCUGGCGCUCUUCACCGUCUGCUUCCUGGCGCGCCCCGACCGCCCGUGCCACAUCAGCCUGGGGGGCGAAGCCGCCACCAUCCAGACCUACACGUGGGAUAAGCAGCGCCUCGUGGCCUCCGCCUACCCCCUGACCCCCUGAGCCCCCCAAAAAAAACACCCCCGCGACCCCCCCUAACCCCUCAAUAAACACCCCACGGGAUCCCCCGUUCCUGCUUCUGCCUGGGAGGGUGCAGGGGAUGGGGGCAGCGGGAGCCCCCCGGGGGUGCUGGGACCCCCCCAGAGAGCGCUGGGGUGGGCUGUGUGUGCGUGGGAUGGCACACGUGUCCUUAGCGUGUCCGUGUGUCACUGCACGGGUCCGUAGCGUGUCCGUGUGCCCAUACAUGUCCCGACCAUGUCAUUGUGUGUCCGUGUCACUGCACACGUGUCCCCAGGGUGUCUGCACAAGAGCCUCGCGAGUGUCCA